UGGUUAGGUCAGAGGAGCUGACAGAAAGCAGAGUGGUCGUCAGUGUGGAUUUAAACAGCUCACCUGGACUCAGUGCGCAUGCGCACGCCCGGGACACUUUACCGUGAGCCCAGCUUCGCGUGUCCGUGCGGCUCUCAGGUACCGCCAUGGGCAGGUAACGUGGAGGACAGAAGGUCAGUCAAACCUCCCUUCCUACUUGGGGCCGUCCAGAAAGUAGCCAGCGUCAUGGCCGAGGACGACUACGGCGCCUUUGUGGACUGGUCCCUGAUGGGGGACCUGGCCAAGAGCAGCGGGCCCACCAAGGUGGACUGCAAGGAGCUGAAGGAGUUCAAGCAGAUGGCUCGCCAAGGCUACUGGGCCAAGAACCACAAACUGAGGGCGCAAGUCUACCAGCAGCUGAUCAGAUCCAUCCCCUGCCGUACGGUAACGCCAGACGCAGAGGUCUACCGCGACGUUGUGGGUGAGGCGGGCGCCAAGAAGCCCAACGCCAACAUCCCGCUGCCGGAGUUUGUGGACGGGAACCCCGUGCCGCGGUACUGCCUGAAAGCGGACGCCGUGGCCUCGGCUCACCGCGUCAUCAACUGCGUCGCGGGCCAGUUCCCAGACAUCUCCCACUGCCCGGCUCUCCCCGCCGUCACCUCGCUGCUCCUCCACUUCAGUAAAGACGAAGCUCAGUGCUUUGAGCACGUCAGCCGCAUCCUGGCCUGCAACGAGCCGGGCAAGCGGCUCCUGGACCAGACCUUCCUGGCCUACGAGUCCGGCUGCAUGACCUUCGGCGACCUGGCCAACAAGUACUGCACCGCCGCCCACAAGCUGAUCGUGGCCACAGCGCAGGACGUGCUGGAGGUGUACGCCGACUGGCAGCGCUGGGUGCUGGGCGACCUGCCCUUCAGCCACAUGGUCAGGGUCCUGGAUGUGUACCUGGUGGAGGGCUACAAGGUCCUCUACCGCGUUGCCAUCGCCCUGCUCAAGUUCUACCGCAAGCAUAAAAUGGGAGGCCAGAACCAGCAGCAGUCCGAUUCGGGGAAAAUCCGCUCCGAUAUCCAGGCGUUUGUCAGAGGCAUCGGCUCCACGGUCACGCCAGAGAAGCUGCUGGAGAAGUCCUUCUCCAUCCGCCUGAUCAGCCGUAAGGAGAUCACGCUGCUGCAGCUGGCCAACGAGAAGUCGCUGCAGCAGAAAGGCAUCACCGUCAAGCAGAAGAGAUCUAGGCGUAACGUGCAGCUGGCUCUCAAUCCUGAAACCUUCUCCUCCGAGAUCGUCAGCGCUAAGGAGAUGCAUGACAUCUGGUCGUGGAUCCCGGAGCGCUUCGCCCUCUGCCAACCGGAGCUGCUCUUCACCACGGCCACCCACGGCUGCAGCCUCAAUAGAUUCUACUCUCACUGUGAGGGCCAUGAACCCACCCUGCUCCUUAUCCGGACUACAGACGGAGACGUGUGUGGAGCCUUCCUGUCGUCUGACUGGGAGGAGAGAAAACGUGGAGGCAACAAGUUGAGUUUCUUUGGCACUGGGGAGUGUUUUGUCUUCAGGCUGAAGCCUGAGAUGGAGCGCUACGAGUGGGUGGUGAUCCGCCACCCGGAGUUAGCUUCUGCCAUCAAGCCCGAGGGUCCGGAGGGUUCCGCCUCGUCUGAAGGCCAGAACGCCGACGGAGGCCUGCAGCAGCCGGACAAGCCCCCCGGAGAGCUGUCGCCGUUCCUCGCUGCCCGCCACUUCAACCUCAACUCCAAAAACACUUCCAUGUUCAUGGCUGGAAACUUUGACUCCAUCAUAGUGGGGGGCGGAGGCGACGGCAACGCGCUUUACAUCGACGCCGAGCUGAACCACGGCCACACGGGCCGGUGCACCACCUUCGACAACCCGCCGCUGUGCAAGGAGAGCUUCCAGGUCGCCGUGCUGGAGUCGUGGGGCUUCCUGGACGCCAUGGCCCAGUAAUCCUGGACGUGAAGGUGCGGCUGGACCAAUCACAGCAGGAGUCUCAUCUCCAUUACGUCGUAAACUUUCACGUUGGGCAGUUCGUGCUUAAAAUCGCAUCCAUCCAGCAAACUCCUCCAUGUACUUUAUUUAUUAAUGCAGUUUGUUUAAAUGUCAAAUUGUAAAGAGUCUAUAUUUUUCUUUAUUUUUGUACAUGCAGAUUAUUCUUAUUUUGAAAUGGAGACUAGAUUAGCGGCGUCUGGUUUUCCGCUGAGCUAAUUUCUACGUUUCAUGUUCUGUGGCGUUUAGUUCGAUCUUUUUUUUUUUUUUUCUCAGCGGUUCUCCAGAGACGAUAAAACGAGCGUUCCCUGCAACAUUUGUGAGGUGAAGUCUUUAUUGUGUGAUAAACGUUAAAUAUGAUGAUGAUGGUGUUCCAUGCAGUUCUGCUGCAUAUUUCCUGCACUUUUUGAUUAUUUGUUUUUCCCCAUGUUUCAAGUAAAUGGAUAAAACAAUUAUAAACUAAGCAAAUGUUUGUUGACUUGUGUCAUAACUUAUAUGCAAAAAUCUGCUUUUUUUGUGUGUCAUAAUGUCAUUUUCUAGCAUUUGCAUCGUUUUUGAAAUGACUGUCUUUUCCAGAAUAUUGUAAAAUGUGGACCUGAGGAAGUGUUGAUGGGUUUCGUGUCUUAUUGUGGUUGGAUGGAGGUUCUCCAGUGGUUUGUGAAUAAAGUAACAAAGACGCUGUUGUGCCCAAUAUGUGAAAAAACAGUAUUACCAGAUUAUACUGAUGGUUGCUGACUUUUUCUCAUCUAAAUAUUUCACAAGUCUUUUGUCAAAGAAAGGUGCUGGAUCAUUUAAAAUCAACUUUUUUUUAAGGUUGAAUCCAAUGAUGGGUGUCAUAACACUGAUAAAGUAUCAGAUCUAGAAACCAGAGAAUAAAAGAAUUUGUCAAACAGUAAAA
Molecule: messenger RNA, 2866 nt
Organism: Fundulus heteroclitus (mummichog)
Lineage: Eukaryota; Metazoa; Chordata; Actinopteri; Cyprinodontiformes; Fundulidae
Gene: tbc1d24
Product: TBC1 domain family, member 24
Exons: 8
Coding region: 79-1929 (616 amino acids)
Source: RefSeq, a predicted model, not a curated record